UCUUAUCAGCAGUGGGAUAUAUAUAUAUAACAGUAAUAAACACCAAAGUUGAGUCUGUUCGAAGAGUUCGUUAGUUCCAGUGUUUAUUUAAUUGACCUAAUUGAUUACAACAAAUAUGCCUGUCUUCCAUACGAAGACAAUAGAGAGCAUCUUGGAACCGGUUGCACAACAGGUUUCAAGACUGGUCAUCCUCCAUGAAGAGGCUGAAGAUGGAAAUGCCAUGCCUGACCUGGCCCAUCCUGUACGAGCUGUGAAGGUGGCAGUGGAUAACUUAGUGCGGGUUGGGUAUGAUACGAUCAACAGCAGUGAGGAUCAGAUACUGAAACAAGACAUGCCACCUGCCUUAAGUCGUGUUGAACAAUCUUCGGUUCUUCUCCUCCAAGCUUCGGAACUCCUCAGAGCUGAUCCAUACUCAGGACCAGCUCGUAAAAAACUGAUUGAAGGAUCAAGAGGUAUUCUUCAAGGGACAUCUGCCCUUCUUCUUGCUUUUGAUGAGUCUGAGGUACGCAAGAUUAUUCGAGUCUGCAAGAACGUUCUUGAAUAUUUGGCCAUCACAGAAGUGGUUGAUCGUAUGGAAGACUUAGUCACAUAUGUCAAGAAUUUGAGUCCUGUGUUGACCAAGAUGACAAAAGAGGUGGAUAACCGUGAGAAGGAGCUUACUCAUCAGGUUCAUCGGGAUAUGCUUGUGCGAUCCCUGGAACAGGUUAAGAACUACACCCCAGUUCUUAUAAGUGGUGUGAAGAUCUUCAUUACAGCAAAACAAACAAGUCAAGGCAUUCCUGAUGCACAGAGUGGGCGUGACUAUAUAGUGAAGAAGAUGUCAGAUGAGAUUCAUGAGAUAAUCCGUGUCCUGCAGUUGACAACGUAUGAUGAAGAUGAGUGGGAUGCUGAUGACCUCACCGUCAUGAAGAAGUGUCAGAACGCCAUUGAGGGAAAAUUGCAGCAGGCAACCGACUGGCUUCAAGAUCCAACAGCUCUGAUUGGAAGUGCAGGAGACAAAGCUUUGAGACAAAUACUUGAAGAUUCAAAAAGGAUUGCUGACAGAUGCACUAAUCCUGCAGAGAGAGAAGCCAUUCAGAGAAAAAUUAGUGAUAUUGAGUCAAUGUCCAAUGCCUUGUCUGAACUACGCCAGCAGGGCAAGGGAAACAGUCCUCAGGCCAUCAGUUUAGCUAAGGAAAUUCAGAGCAAGCUCAAGGAGCUUCAGCAGAUGACUCACAAUGGCAUUAUGAAUACAGAAAGAAGUGGCAUCCGCAAACCUGCGCCAACUGUUGAGGGGAAGGUGGAACAAGCACGCCAGUGGUUAGCUAAUCCUGGAAUCAGUGACAGUGGACUUGGUGAAGAGGCAACCAGGAUGGUAGUGAGUGAAGGUCGUCGGGUAGCCCAGUGCUGUUCUGGACCUCAGCGACAGGAAUUACUGCGUCUGUGUGAUGAGACAGAGAUCCUUACUAAUCAACUGUCGGACUUGUGUAGAAAGGGACAGGGAAAUACACCACAAGCAAAGGCUGUGGCAAGGAAUCUUUCUGAAAAGCUGGCUUCCCUCAAAGUGAAAAUACAAGAUGUCCUGGUCAGCCAGGUUGCUGAAGAUUUUAUUGACAUUUCCACUCCUCUCAAGCAGUUGUCAGAGGCUGCUGUGGUACCACUAGGAACUCCAGGAAGAGAAGUAAACUUCAAUGACAAGACACGGAAUUUUUCUUCUCACUCUACAAAAUUGGCUGAUACAGCUAACAUGGUGGCUACAGCAGGAGGCUGCCGAAGCAAGAAGACAGUCCAGUCCAUAUUUGAUUCCUCAGCUCAGGUUAAAGAUCUUACACCUCAAGUCAUAAAUGCUGCCAGGGUAGUUUUCCAAAAUCCAAACAAUCCUGCAGCACAGGAACAUUAUGAUCUCCUCAAAAAGCACUGGACAGACAACAUGGAACGCCUGCGCGCUCUUGUAGAUGAAGCAGUAGAUACAACAGCUCUCAUAAAGGCUGAAGAGGAAGGAAUUCUGCGGGACACAGAGAGAAUAGAAGAUGGAAUACGGUCUAAUGACUCCCCAUUAAUUGUUGCCAAUGCUUCCAACAUAGCACGAAGAGCAAACCGAGUUCUGCAAGUUGCCCAUAAUGAAGUGGACAAUAGUGAGGACCCUGCCUUUGUCGAUAGAGUGAACAGCGCUUCAGAAAAUCUGAAAGCAACAAUUACACCAAUGGUACAGAAUGCCAAGGUGGUUUCCAUGAAUCCACGAGAUAUGAAUGCUGGCAGCAACUGGAGAAAAGCAAAUCAAUCUCUUAUUCAUGCUGUUGGUGGCGUGAGGGAGGCCGUGACAGUCAACAAGCCACUAGAUGGGUACUAUGGACAUGCUGAUCAUUUCCCUCCACCACCUGACAUGUCACAAUUGCAUAUCUCAGCUUCAUCGUGUGUAAAUCAACUUGCUGUUUCAUCGAAGAGAUGGCCUUCCAAAGUUCCCCAUAAGGAAUUUAGCAGCACUAUGCAUAUCCAGCAGCAGCCAUUAAGUGCAUCUCCCUACACCAUAGUAGUUGAUAGUGAUGCUGGUAGAAGUGUGAUGGCUCGAGCAUCUCUACGAGGCAGCCAGCAUCAGCCAGCGCCAGGAUGUCCAGUGACAACCCCACCAGUGCCACCGCCACCACAGGAUAUGUUCCUGUAUUAUGACUAUGGAUCCAGAGAAACGGCUCCACCUCGUCCACCCCUGCCUUACGAGACUGCUCCUCCCCGGCCACCUCCACCAGAGACAGAUGAUGAGGAUGAAACAGCUUUCCCCAUUCCUCAGCCAAAUCAACCCAUUAUGAUGGCUGCACAUGCUUUACACAUGGAGACUAAACAAUGGUCCAGCAAAGACAAUGAGAUUAUUUCUGCUGCAAAGAAGAUGGCUUUGUUAAUGGCAAAACUUAGUCAACUUGUACGAGGGGAAGGGGGAACCAAAAAGGACCUGAUUGCCACAGCAAAAGGUAUUGCUGAGGCAUCCGAAGAAGUAACAAGGCUGGCAAAGAAGUUGGCUGCCGACUGCACAGACAAAAAAAUGAGAAUGAAUCUACUGCAAGUUUGUGAAAGAAUACCUACUAUUGGCACGCAGUUGAAAAUCCUAUCUACUGUCAAAGCGACAAUGCUUGGUGCACAAGAGCCUAUUCCUGCUCCUGAUGGAAGUGAAAUAGCCUGUGCCCCUACCACUCUGGCUGGCCUUGACAUGCAGGUCCAACAAGGAUCUGAAGAAGAUCAGGAAGCGACGGAGAUGCUGGUUGGAAAUGCACAGAACUUAAUGCAGGCAGUCAAAGAAACUGUGCGUGCAGCAGAGGCUGCAUCUAUCAAAAUUCGCAUUGACUCAGGAUACACAAUCCGUUGGCUGCGUAAGAGACCAUGGUAUACCUAAGUAUCAUCAUGCGAGUCAGAGAAAAGAUGGACUGGUGGAUCUUUGUCAUUAUAAACACUCUUAUAUCAUCAACAACUUCCUGUACAAAUAUACACAGCAUACUGGUAACUGUAUUUAACAUUAUAACUUAUUAUUCUGUUGGACAGUGACACAGUGUAAACAUAUUACCCAUUUAUGUUCUGUAUAUCUGGGAAUCCAACUUUGUAUUGAUGUGUAAGAUCCAUGAAUGGAAAUGGGUAAUUGAAGAAGAGAUAGAAUUAUCUAUAGCAUUAUUGCAUCCCUAACUCUUAGGCCACAAUGCAUUAACCAAAUUUGUGAACUAAGUGCAGCAGGAGGCAGAUAAACAUGCUGUUCAAGCCAUUUGUGUACAUAUCUGUUGACAGGUGUGACUCACAUGGAAUGUUUUGUAAUAUGUAGUAAUUUUCUUUGUCUGCAAGAUCGCCCCGAUUAUGUUUCUAAAUUUGUCAGCACCAUACCCGUGCUCGUGGGUUUCACCAAAGUGGUAAACGUCUGAGACCUGCAUCACUUCUGGCUUUCCUCCCACAUUAAGCUGACAUGCCAUGAUAUAACUGGAAUAAUGUUAAAAGCGGUGUUAAACCCAACUCACUCACUUUGUCUGCAAGUACUUGGGGAUCAUAGCAUGAUAUGAAGCGGUGUGGUAUUGAGGCACUGAUUCAUUCAUUAUGGCCUUGGUCCUGUGUAGUACUCUUCAGAUCAAUGCAAUAUAGUCCAUAAUUUCAUCUGUUUUCUUCCUAAUCAGCUAAGAAGCUCGCCUAGGCUAUAAGCUUCAGUAAGGUGACCAUGUAUUUGUCUGUCUUCGUCUUAAAUUUUCUUGUCACAAACUAUUGGACUGAUCAUGACAUGACAAGGAUUGACAUUUAUCUUGGGAAUACCUUUUAUCAAGUUUUGAUGGAUUUCCACCAAUUUUGGAUUUGACCCAGUAAUAUAGUAAUGAAUGCAUGUCAAAUUCAAUAAUGAAAUCACAUCAUCAGUCAAUAUGAACAAGGUUACAGGUUACUGGCACAGAUUGUGCUUGAGAUAGCAUGAAAAAUGGAUGAUUUCUUCAACUGAAAUAUUCAGUAUUAAUGAGGUCAAAGGUCAAAUGAUUUUGAUAAAUGCAACCUGAUAAUGUUACGUCCGUCCUACAAAGCAUUCUUAUCACUAAGUCGUUCAUAACUCCCAUACUUUUAGCACAGACUUACCACAAUCAUAGUGCUAAGAUAACUUUGUGGAAUGGGGGCCUUGAUUAUAACUUAUAACAAACAAAGAAUUCUGUCAAACUGGGUUGGGUUGCAGUAAAACCCAAAGAGGUAAACAAUUAUCUUAGAUGAUUUUUACACAUUGUUUUCACAUAAUCAAUGCAUGUAGAGCCUUUUUUCCAUAAGACUCACAACAGGUGAUACCGAGAUGUCCAUACUAUUGGAUCUUAGAAUAAGACUAACUGUACAUGAUUUUAAGUGUAGCCUUGAUGCAAUGAAAUAUUAAGUGACCUUUUAGUACUUUGGAGGUUACCUUACAUAGCUUAAAUUUCAAAUAAAUUCAUAAAAAUCAUAGCAUUUUCAAAUGACAAGGCCACUUUGGUGGGGUCUGUCGAUUAAGGUAAAGAUUUCUAGAAUCCUUAUUGUCUUGGGAGAUUAACUGGAGGGAUAUCUUCCUGGCCCUUUUUUUAUCACUUGUCAAAACUCUUGAGCAAUGAUGCGCUUGAGUAUGAUGCUUUGCAAUUUCCAGGUGUUAGUGUUGUAUCUGGAACAGUAGAGAGCUCUCUAUGUAUACGAUAGAGCAUGGGGUAAGGUGCAUAUGAUGUCUUGUAGAGGAAGUGUCCUGGGGGUAUGCACGCAUGGAUCAUGUGAGAACAUCAUAAUGACUGCAUCAGUAAAUGUAUAUUUUAGUAGACCUGUGAAGAAAUUUAACUAGCACCUAUUCUGGUGAUUUUUUACUUCCAUUAGAUGUUAUUAUUCUGCUGUGGCCCUUCUAAAUUCUUUUGGAACAGUCAAAUUUCAAGCUCACGAGUUAGAAAAAUGUCACAAAAAUGCUUGUGGUUACAUUCACUCAAAACAUAUCUCCUGCAUUAAUAAUUAGUCUCAGUAGGUAUAUACUUUCUGUAGGAUUAGGGGAGAGGCGACUUGUGUUGGUUAAUGUGCUGUGUCUGCCACAGGUCAAGGUCACUUCCGAGGUAGCCUGGAAUCACGUCUUCCAUCUCCAAGUGUAAAAGCUCAUUCAUUUUUUAAAAAUCGUUUACACCCUGUUACUGACAUAAUAGUAAUCAUGUAUUAUGAAUAGGGUAUGAAGUUUGGAAAAUAAUAACUAGGUGAGCUACACUGCCAUGGUACAAUGUUUUUGAACUAUUCUUAAAUAAAUAAAUCUGUUCUCAAAUGUAGGCAUUAUUCUACAGGUGAGGCUGAAUCUCGUUGCUUACCAGUACAAUUAUUUAUACUCCAUACUUUGCAGGUUGAAAUCCAUUGCUUCUGUUUAUCUAAGAAUGAUUUCUGCAUAAUAAUUAAUGAUCUAUGAACCAAAGAAAAUUAUUUCAGUUAAUGUGUUGGUUUCCUAACGGCAGAAUAUAUUUUGUCAUUGCAGAAAUUGAAUAAGUCUAUGGUGUGUGUCAAGAUUUGUACAAAUGACACCCAAUAUUAAUAUAUAUUUGUUUUCAAGUUGGAACUUCUAUAACAUACAUGUACUUCCUUAAAUAUACUAUCAGUAUACUUUAUUUCAAAGUAGCUUUAUCUCCUUAUCAUUAAUUAGUAGAAAUAUCAUCUAUUACCAUAUUUUUGUCAUACUUGUAGAUGCAUGUUCAAUAAACAAUAAAAUGUGAAAAAAC
Molecule: messenger RNA, 6179 nt
Organism: Haliotis rufescens (red abalone)
Lineage: Eukaryota; Metazoa; Mollusca; Gastropoda; Lepetellida; Haliotidae
Product: vinculin-like
Exons: 26
Coding region: 116-3361 (1081 amino acids)
Biological process (GO): cell adhesion
Cellular component (GO): actin cytoskeleton
Molecular function (GO): structural molecule activity; actin filament binding
Source: RefSeq, a predicted model, not a curated record